AUGGAAACGUACACGAUGGGUGAUUUGGAAGAUAUUGUUUUAGCGCUUUGUACAGCUGAUAGAGAUGAAUCUGAAUAUGCGGAUGAAAGAGUAGCUGAAAAAGAUUGUAAAUAUAUAUACGAUUAUGCUAUAAACGAUCAUUUUGGGACAGAUGAAGAUGAGAUAAAUCGAAUUUUUUUUGAAACGAAACUACAAUCAACUUCGAUUGAUGUUUAA
Caenorhabditis angaria is the source of this 216-nucleotide messenger RNA. Lineage: Eukaryota; Metazoa; Nematoda; Chromadorea; Rhabditida; Rhabditidae. The record is from the annotation of a GenBank genome assembly.